Oncorhynchus tshawytscha (Chinook salmon) is the source of this 6307-nucleotide messenger RNA. RefSeq names its product fibronectin type III domain-containing protein 1. The record is from RefSeq and is a predicted model, not a curated record. The coding region runs from base 84 to 5633 and encodes 1849 amino acids. Lineage: Eukaryota; Metazoa; Chordata; Actinopteri; Salmoniformes; Salmonidae. The transcript is spliced from 22 exons. Gene Ontology annotation, molecular function: protein binding.
CUUCUCUCUCCAUAUACUACUUUUCUCUCCCUCCUCUCUCCCUCUGUUGCGCUGCACCAUAGGACUAGCGCACUAUCCUCACUAUGGCAUCCACCGCAGCACGGACUCUCUUACUGCUUUUCGUUACCUUCUGUGCAUCGAUUCAAGCCGAAAAGCCCCUGCGGCCACGGAACGUGAAGCUGACGUCAGUGGACAAGGGCCUGAGAGUGAGCUGGGAACCUCCCAACCAGCUGGACGGUCGCCCGGUGGACCGCUACACCAUCAGCUACGGAAAGUCCAUGAGGACACUGCGCUUCAUCAAGGUGGACAAGGACAGACGCUCCGAGGUACUGGAGGAUGUAGAGCCCGGAGUUCUGCACUUUCUGAAGAUGAGUGCAGAGAACGAGGAGGGGAUCAGCAAACCUGUCUACAGAGCAGAGACGCCAGGAGGUGGUGAAUGGGUCAAACUGGACGGCUUUGCAGUGGUGGGCGGGGCACCUGUCAACGCAUCCUCUCCAGGUCGUCCAUCUCCUACUCCAGACACCCGGCCCAGGCCUGACCCCCCUGUGAGGAUUCAUGUGAUGACAGAAACAGAGACAGGAGUAGAUGAGGCAUUGCGCCCCUCAGGCCUAACCUCUCCCAGGGGGCAGCGGAUCCGGAGACCCCCCCAGUCGUCCUCCGGCCCUCGUCAGCCAGAGAGGGCUAGGGCAGGGCUAGCCCUGCUUGACCAGAGGUCCCAACACCAACAACACCACACCCAGCCACAGGCAGACCAGAGAAACAGACACAACCUCAAACUAGCUUCUGAGUCCGUCUAUGUGGUAUCACUGCAGGCACAGAGAGCAACGGGGCGGAGCGCGCCAAGCAGCAGGGCCACCCUGACCAAAAAAGCUCCACCAGAGCCUGAGGAGCAUGAGGCCAAAGACAUCAGCGUGAGGGUCAUGUCCCCUCAGUCUGUACUCAUCAGCUGGGUGGACCCGUCCAUCGAGAUGGAGAAGGUCCUCCCUGGGGACUCCAGACACUACACAGUGAAGUACAGGGAGAAGGGUGAGUCUGCUCGAUGGGAGUACAAGGAGACCAACCAGAGGAGGCAGCUGAUAGAUACCCUGUCAGCUGACAGGAUGUACGAGUUUUCUGUCCGCAUCUCCAAGAGAGACAACCAUGGCAAGUGGAGCACAUCUGUGUUCCAGAGGACCCCAGAAUCGGCUCCCUCCGGUCCUCCAGAGAACUUUCACGUGAAGGCGCUGAGAGGGAAGGGAACCGCCGUCACGGCGACCUGGGACCCUCCUGAGGAACCCAAUGGGAGGAUACGUGAGUACAUCAUGUCCUAUGCUCCUGCCAUGAAACCCUUUGGGAUGAAGUCAGUGACAUACCGCGGCAGCAUCACCUCAGCCAUCGUAGACGGCCUCCAGCCUGGGGACCGUUACAUCUUCAAGAUCAGGGCCACCAACAGGAGGGGCCAGGGCCCUCAAACCAAAGCCUUCAGUGUGGCCGUGCCUCGUGGCACCACCAACAGCGCUGCCUCCCCGCCAACUCAUCACUCCAAGGGCCAAGGAGGCCGUAGAACCAGCCACACACCUUCUCGGACCACCGAACAGGACAGUUACCAUGACGAUGACACCGACAUCCAAUUAGACGCUGUGACCGAACAGCUGACCACACCCACCCAGACCACAUCCUCUGCCACCAGACGGACACGCCCACUCACCCAGACACGCUCCUAUCACAGCAUCUUCUCAGAUGUGAGGGGCACGGUCAGGAAGGGGGCGACCAAUCAGCAACUAGGAGGCGGUACCUCUUCAGCCAGAGAUAAGGGGAGAGAGACAGAAACAGAGGAUGAGCAGGAGGAGGAGUACAAAACAACAGAACCCAAUCCAGAAGAACAGAAGAAGGUGAGGCUCACCAACGAGGCUCUGGAGGAGAAGAAAGAAGCAUUGACUCAGAACAACGGUGUUCCUUCUGAACCUGAGGAGGAGGACAGGAGCCAUGGCAGAGGGAGAGGGAAAGAUCCAGCUGUAGAUGAGCCCUCUAGCCCCAGCCUCAAAACAGAGGUUCCCUCAUCAGAGGGCUCCUCAUCAUCAUCCAAACCCUCCUACCCUCUCCGCAAACCUCUCUCCGGUAGACGCAUCAACUCUGGUCGACGGCAAUUCUCCCGGACAUCUGGCUUAGGGUCAGUGUUCCAGCCGAAGACACAGGAUGCAGAAAUGGACAGUGCCUCCUCCUCCUCUUUGUCCUCCAGCCCAUCCCACAGCCAGGAGUCAGCAGCCAUCAGGAAAGACGAUGCGGUCACCAACUACGCCGAGGGUAAAAACACCUAUGACCAGCCCAGUGUCACAGAAACCAAACCCUCCCCCUCCACCCCAGAGCAAGCCAUCUCAGAGCCCGAGGCCGAGGCACCUUCUGUGGGUAGGGGUCCUGCUCUGCCAGGUCGUGGAUAUGGUUAUGGCAGGAGGAAACCCGGGAUCCUGUCUCGAGGGAAUCCAAAUGGCCGAGUUCUGACUGGACUCCGCAAACCUGGGUCAGCCUCAACAUCGACCGGAGGCAAGAUUCCUGAAACGUCACACACUCACGGCUCACAUACUCCUAACGCGCAGGACUCAAUACACCACCAGGAGAAAAAUGACCACAACGACUACAAAAACACAGACACAAAGGCCACAAAAGAAGAAGAACCCACUUUCAAUUCCCAGACCAUAUCCUCUACACAUCCCUCAGAGGAGGACGCAAGAGAGGACAGGAAAGAGGAGAGAGGGAGAGAGAACAGGAGAGAGGAGGAAGGGAGGGGAGACAGGAGAGAGGAGAGAGGGAGAGAGGACAGGAGAGAGGAGAGAAGGAGAGAGGAGGGAGGGAGGGGAGACAGGAGAGAGGAGGGAGGGAGGGGAGACAGGAGAGAGGAGAGAGCGAGGGGGGAGAACAACUACAACACCCCAGCUCCCCCUCCCUCCAGAAUUAACCCCUUUGGGAACCGUCACCAGAGCAGGUUUGGAACAGGGACGGGGAGCAGUAGCAGGGCCUCCUCCCCCCGGGCGGACGGGAGGGUUCCCUGGAGCAGGACUACCUCCUCGUCCUCCGUUGGGGCAGGGAGACCCCUCCUUAGAGGAACCCCCUCCAGGACAGUUGCAUUGGGGGCAGCAGGAGCUACGGGGGCAGCAGGAGCCUCAGGGGAAUCGAGGACCUCAGCAUUGCAGAAGACCAGUGAAGAUGUUAAAACCUCCUCCACCCUCUACCCAUUAAAGAACGGGGAGAGGGCGGGGUCACCUAAACCCUCUCUGCCCAACAGGAAUGCAGUUCUAGGUGGAUCUAGGAAUCCCAUCACCUCCUCUUCCUCCUCCAACCCCUCCUCUAGUGGUCGUAGAGACUCCAGUGAGCCAGUCCACAGAGGAAGCAGCAUCAGGGAGGACAGCAGUAAUGACCAUGAGGAGGACUAUCUCUACGAGGGGAGUAAGGAGAUCUAUGAGAAAGUCACAGACCCAACCCCUGUCCCCAAAACUACUACCACCACUACCACCACUACCACUACCUCAGCCCCCAGUACCCCCCGCAGGGUGUCCCAGAGUGGGGAUAACGUGAAUGUGGACCCCAAGCUUGGUAGAACCAGACCCGGUUUAAUCCCCAGUUCUACGUUCCCCCGACGUCCCAUUUUAGGUCCCAACGGGAGGGUGAGAUCCCCCCUACUCACAAACAGGCAGACGGCUUCUAGGUUCCCCUUUAGAGCACAACCAGCACAGAGCACACAGUUAGAUUCCUCUAACCCAGACACAUCCCCUUCCUCUUCCUCCUCUUCCUCCUCUAGUCUGCCACAGCCAGACCACAGGGUUAACGGGGCCACUAGUGUUAGCACUGGAGGCUCCCCCCCUUCCCUCUCUCUCCCCUCCCUCAGACAGACCUCCUCUAGUGAGGGUUCCCAGGGGUCUCAGGACUCCUCCUCCUCCUCAUCCAGAGACUCUUUGGGGGGGCAGGGGAUGAGGAUGCGCUACCCCAGUCGGUCAGACCCCUUCGUCAGGGGCAAAACCCCCAGUGGAGGCCUCAAGCCUGGCUACGGAAACGGUAACGGUAAAAAUGGCCGCCCCAAUCUCACAGUGACCAGUGACAAAGAGUCCAGCACACCUAAUGACAACACAAAACCUAAUGGACGAAGGUACAUCACUGGGCCUGAUGGAGCCAAAUGGGUGGUGGACUUGGAUGAGGGGGUCCUGAUGAACGAGAAUGGCAUGGUUCUCCAGGACUCUCAGGGCCGACCCAGGAGGGUGGUGCUGGGAGAGGAUGGACGCACCAUCUUUGACCACCAGGGCAGCCCAUUAGUGAACCAGGAGGGUCAGGCUCUGUUCGGUCAUGGUCGGGAGAGCCAACCAUUGGUCAACCCCAAAGACAAGUUCCUGACCGUGGGUGGCAAACCCGUCAUUGGCCUGGACCGGCCUAAACCCAGGACCACAACCACAACCACAACCACAACCACAACCACAACCACAACCAGACCUCCUACUACGACCACACCUGAACCAACCACGCUCCCAACCACCACUGAAAUGACCACAGAGGAGACCACGACCAUGCUGGUGUUCCCAUCUUGUCCUCCAGGAAUGUUUUUAAUCAGGGAUGAGAAUGGAUUUCCAAUGCUGGAUGCUGAUGGUGUCCUGGACUGUUAUCCUGAAGGAGAUGUUGUGGCAAACCACCCUGCCCCCCACCCUGCCCCCUACCACCACCACCCCAGACCCCCCACCCCUGAACCAGAGAGCAGGCCCUUCAACAACAGCCCUUCCAAUGAGUUGGACCUCACCGGGAAGAAACGUUUCACAGCUCCGUACGUGAACUUCAUCCAGAAGGAUCCGGGUGCUCCGUGCUCGCUGACGGAGGCUCUGGAAUACCUCCAGGUGGACGUCUUGGAGAACCUGUUCAAGAAAGACAGCCUGGCCUCCAAUCAGAAACAGCCACCCAAGAACAAGCCCCACAACAUCACCGUGGUCGCCAUGGAAGGCUGUCACUCGUUCGUCAUCCUGGACUGGGCCAUCCCCCUGAAGGACGACAUGGUGUCAGGCUACAUGGUCCACAGCGCCUCAUAUGAUGACAUCCUCAACAACAGGUGGUCCUCCAGCACUUCCAGUGGCACACACCUGGCUGUAGAGAACCUCAAACCCAACUCCAGGUACUACUUCAAAGUCCAGGCAAAGAAUAUCUUUGGGCUGGGACCGGUUAGCGAUACGCUCACCUAUGUCACUGAAUCAGACGACCCUCUUCUUAUUGAACGGCCGCCUGGUGGAGAGCCUAUCUGGAUCCCCUUCUCCUUCAGAUUCAACCCCCAGCACAGUGCCUGUAAGGGCAGCCAGUACGUCAAGAGGACCUGGUACAGAAAGUUUGUGGGCGUGGUCCUGUGCAACUCGCUGAGAUACAAAAUCUUUAUGGGCGAUGGGCUGAAAGAAAUGUUCCACAGUAUAGCAGACACAUUCGGCCAUGGGGAGGACCACUGCCAGUUUGUAGACUCUUACCUAGACGGGAGGACAGGCUCCCCCAGCCUCUCAACGUAUCUGCCCACAGCACAAGGUUACUAUCGCUCUUACAGGCAGGAGCCAGUCAACUUUGGACCUAUCGGCCGGCGUACGCCACAUCCCUUCGUGGGAUGGUACGAGUGUGGGGUGCCCAUCCCUGGCAAGUGGUAACACAGGGGGUCACAAAGAGGUCAUCACCGAGGGCAUACAAACUCCAACCUGCUGCAGCCUCUGUCAUGCUCUCACUGACCCCGCCCCCUGGAGAUGAACUGUUGCUAACCACAGCAGAAAGACAACAACAUUCCAAACUUAUACUGCUUCAGAUCAAAGAGAAUAUAAUACUUUAAACAACACUAAUAUUUCCAUGUAUUCAUUACCAUGCACUUUUAUAAAAGCAGUUUGUAUAUGAGGGGGAAAAAAGCAUGUAUUGCUAUUGCUUAGUUUAACUUUUGUCUUCUGGAUCGGAAAGAAUCCUUGUUAAUUCCCAACUAUUCUCAAGUGGAAGUGCACCUGUGAUCAUGACAACACUAAUGAAAUGGGAGAUCCUGUAAAAGACCAAAGCACAAACUGAACAGUACUAAUGGGAGCGAAGGGAUUGUAUGUGUGUUUAAUAUCAAUCAAGAGAUCUUGUUCAUAACAGUAGUAUGAUACAGUAAUGGCUUUUGACAACUAGUUUUUGUGUCAGUUUUCUUGAACAUGCAUAGUGUUUUUAUAGUCUUUGGUAUUUACGAGACUCCAUAAGAUCAGAAGUUACUGUGGAAGUGUUGUAUGUAUACAAUGAAUAACAAUACUUAAUAUUUGCUCAGGAAUGGUUGGACAUUAAAUAAAGGUGCUAUGGAAAACAA